AUGACAGCGGUGCCAAAUGAGGCCGGGCUGAAUAACUCGUGGCGACGCGCGGCAUCCGGCAGCGCAUUCCCGCCAGCACUACCGCCCAGGCCCCCCGCUGCUGCUGGCGCGGACGGUCACUCGGUGUCGCCGCUCAUAAGCGAAGGUGCUGAGGAAUUGGCGGUCCAGUAUCCGCUCAUCACAGCAGCGGAUUACAGCGACCGCAAGCGACUCCUUUCGCACAUCACUUUUCUGAGCGGGCAGCUGCAGCGGGCAGAGCUUUUGCUGCGGAAGACGCCACACGCCAUGGUUUCGGAUGCGGAACUGGCGCGAUUCGACCCCGCCGUGGCGCAGGCACAUAUUGAACGCCUCGACAGCGCCCUCGCGCAGGUUGGCCUGCUGCGCGAGGUGGAGACGGCGCACAGCCGUACGAUGGAUGAGGAGUUACGCGGGCUUCGCGAGGAGCGUAACCGGCUUGUGGAGCGAGUUGAUGAGCUACAGAGCCGUGCCACGUCGCUGGAGGCGGAGAAUACGCACCUGCAUAGUGCGUUGUCCAGCUCGCAGCUCGAGGUGGAGCGCCUUCGGCUGGAGGAAGCGAAGAUGAGCCACCGGCUGCAGCUGAUCGAUCAGCUGCAGGAGGACGGCGGUCGCUAUCAUGGCGUUAGCGUUGUUGUCGCACCCCCACGCCAGGAGACAGCACCGCAAGAGGGGUGUGACCAGGCGCUGAAGGAGCUGCAGAUUGAGGAGACGGUGCAGCGGCUUAACCUCCUCCUGGCUAUGUUGAUGCAGCCGAUGUGUAUCGCCUUUGAUGCUGGGGUGGUGUGGAUCACAGAGACACAGUUGCACCGCGCUAGCGUGGAAAUAAACAACGUUGUGGUGCCUGACGUGCUCAUUGAUAGCACGGAUCUCCCGGCAAUUGUGGAGGGGAACAGUCCUGUGGGGCAGCCGGGUGAUGACACCAUGCCUCCCGCCACUGUUACUGCUGAAGAUGCUGGUGGCGGUGCGUGGCGCGUGCAACAGCAGCAGAUGUGCUGUGCGUUAGAAGCCAUGAAGGAGAGGUGCCGCAUCACGGAGCAAGAGAGAGCGCGGUUGAUGCACCUGCUCCACGAGGAGCAGCGGCGCACAGAGGCGAUGGCGAAGGACCACUACGAGCAACUUGAGCAGGUGCAUAAGCAAGUGGUGCACGAGCGGCGGCAAAUCAUGGAGAGUCUUGUGACAGAAGUGGAGGAAAAGAUGCGGAACGCGUUCCGCGAUGGUCGCCUGUACGAAAAACGGCUCAUGGAUGAGAAGAAGCAUAAGCGGAAGCACCCAUCAGGCCACACGAGCACUGCGACAACGCGACAACGAGGAGCAGGCUCAUUUCGUGCUGCCUCCGCAACCUCGGAAGACCGUCAGAUUACCAGCAACAGUAAGAGAGGGCGGGGGAGGAGCACUGGCGGCAGCAGCAGCAGCAGCAUCAGCAGUGGUAGUGGCGGCGUCCCCAGAGGGAAGGGGGAACGGCAGACAGGAGCCCCGGGCCGAAACGGAAAAGGGGGAGUGGUGCCGUGA
Trypanosoma grayi is the source of this 1527-nucleotide messenger RNA. RefSeq lists its product as hypothetical. Lineage: Eukaryota; Euglenozoa; Kinetoplastea; Trypanosomatida; Trypanosomatidae. The record is from RefSeq and is a predicted model, not a curated record. The coding region runs from base 1 to 1527 and encodes 508 amino acids. The transcript has a single exon.